AUGGUGGGUACAAAACAACAUUUCUCUAAUUCUAAUACUAAACCUAAAGGUAACGAUAAGAAAUAUGCUCAUACAGUGGUGAGUCAAAUCCAACUCUGUAUCUUAAGAAAGUUGCCUGCAAGUGGUGAACACCGAGAUUGGAUAAUCAUCUGGUCUUUUUCUGAAUUCUGUCUAAGAGCUCCAGUUGUUAUGGCUAAUCGAGGUCGUGGUCGACGUGGCCCUGAUGUUGAAAGACCAAACCGUGAGCGGGAUCAUCGUGAUAUUGAGAAUGAAGCAUUACGCAGGGCAGUGCAACAGCUUCAACAGCAAUUGGCGCACCUCCAAACUGAGAGACAAGAGGCAUUAAAUCAGGAAUCCGAGGAAGAAGAUUCAUAUGGCGAUGAAGAAGAGGAAUUUGAAGGUAGAACGCAGCCAGGUGAAUUUAUUGAUUGGUUGCAUACAGUGGAGAGAAUCUUUGAGUACAAGGAUGUGCCUGAAGACCGCAAGGUGAAGAUUGUAGCGAUUAAGUUGAAGAAGCACGCGUCAAUUUGGUGGGAACAUCUUAAGAAACAGUGGCCACGUGAAGGGAAGAGUCGCAUUGUGACAUGGAAGAAGAUGCGAAAAGCCCUCAAGAAGAAAUUUCUUCCAGAUAAUUACAGGCAGGAUUCUUUCCUUAAGUUUCAUAAUUUUAAGCAGAAUGAAUUAUCUGUUGAUGACUACACAACUGAAUUUGAAUAUCUGAUGUUGCAGUGUGAGAUUGAGGAACCUGAAGAACAAACUAUAGCCCGUUAUCUUGGUGGAUUACGUACCGAAAUUUGUGAUGUGGUUCAGCUACAGCCCUACUGGACUUUCAAUAAUGUUUGUAAACUUGCAGCUAAGGUUGAAAAACAGCUAAUGGAGUGUCGUAAGGGAGCCUUUCAUUCCUUGAAUCGUGACACCGAUUCUAAUCGGGGGAACACAGGUCCGUUUAGGAGCAAUCCCAUAAAACCAGGUUCGUCAAAAGGUAACCUGAAGCCAGAAACGUCCAGUACUCAACCUGGCCGUCUCAAUCCUCCUGUUGGUCGUCAAUGUUUCAAAUGUCAAGGUGUAGGACAUAUUGCAUCAGAUUGUCCUAAUCGUAAAAUUGUUGCCUUUGUGGAAGAGGACGAGGGUGAGGAAGAAUUGGGCGAUCCAACAUAUGACGAGGAAGUAGAAGAAGAAGUAAUCUAUGCUGAUCAUGGAGAAUCUCUGGUGGUCUACAGGAGUUUGAGUGCAGCACAUGUAGAAGAUGACGACUGGUUUCGCAAUAAUAUUUUCCACACGAAAUGUACAUCCCAUGGCAAGGUCUGUGAUGUAAUUGUUGAUGGGGGGAGCUAUGAGAAUGUUAUUGCAACAUCAAUGGUGGAGAAAUUGAAACUCAAAACGGAAGAUCAUCCCCAACCAUACAAACUCUCCUUGCUUCGCAAGGGAAAUGAGGUAAAGGUUCACAAGCAUUGUCUAGUUCAAUUUUCUAUUGGUACUAAAUACUCCGAUGAAUUAUAUUGUGAUGUUAUACCUAUGGAUGCUUGUCACUUAUUACUCGGUCACCCAUGGCAAUAUGAUAGAAAAGCAAUGCAUGAUGGAUUUAAGAAUACAUAUUCAUUUGUAAAAGAUGGGGUGAAGAUUGUGUUAGGUCCUACAAAAAUCGAAAAAGUUUCUCAAACAUCGAGAGUGGAGAGCAAUAAUUUUUUGAGAAGAGCUGAGGAAAGAAAGAAUAUAGAGGAGGCGUGUGAGGCUUAUGUCCUUGUUGUGUUGGAAGAAAAUGAAGAGCAUACCGAGUUGCCUCCAAUCAUGGGUAAUUUACUCCACGAAUUUUUCGAUGUUAUACCUGAUGAGAUACCACUCGGACUACCACCAAUGAGGGACAUACAACAUUGCAUUGAUUUUAUACGUGGUACUAGUCUUCCAAAUAAGGCUGCUUAUAGAAUGAAUCCGAAGGAGCAGGAAGAAUUACAGAGGCAAGUUGAUGAUUUACUAGCAAAAGGGUUCGUGAAAGAAAAUAUGAGUCCUUGUGCUAUCCCAGCACUUCUUGUACCGAAAAGGGAUGGUUUCUGGCGUAUGUGCAUCGACAGCAGGGCGGUAAACAAGAUUACGAUCAAGUAUCGGUUUCCAAUUCCACGGCUUGAUGACUUACUUGAUCAACUACAUGGUGCUUCUAUAUUUUCAAAGGUUGAUCUCAGGAGCGGUUAUCAUCAGAUCAGAAUGCGGCCUGGGGAUGAGUGGAAAACGGCUUUCAAGACUCGGGAUGGAUUGUAUGAGUGGAUCGUUAUGCCUUUUGGGUUAUCAAAUGCCCCAAGUACCUUUAUGCGCUAUAUGAAUCAUAAAUUUAAAGCUUUUAUUGGUCUAUUUGUUGUGGUUUAUUUUAACGACAUUCUAGUGUAUAGCAAGAAUAUUGAACAGCAUCUGUUGCACCUUCAUCAAGUUCUUGAGAAACUUCAGGAGUAG
This is a messenger RNA of Olea europaea var. sylvestris, 2442 nucleotides long. RefSeq lists its product as uncharacterized. Lineage: Eukaryota; Viridiplantae; Streptophyta; Magnoliopsida; Lamiales; Oleaceae. The transcript is spliced from 4 exons. Gene Ontology annotation, molecular function: nucleic acid binding; zinc ion binding. The coding region runs from base 1 to 2442 and encodes 813 amino acids. The record is from RefSeq and is a predicted model, not a curated record.